AUGGGGCGCACAGGGCAGCAGGGCGCACAGGGCAGCAGGGCAGCAGGGCGCGCGGGGCGCACAGGGCUGCAGGGCGCGCAGGGCGCACAGGGCAGCAGGGCAGCAGGGCGCACAGGGCUGCAGGGAAGCAGGGCGCGCGGGGCAAACAGGGCAGCAGGGCGCACAGGGCUGCAGGGCAGCAGGGCGCACAGGGCUGCAGGGCAGCAGGGCGCGCGGGGCGCGCAGGGCGCGCAGGGCAGCAGGACAGCAGGGCGCGCAGGGCGCGCAGGGCUGCAGGGCGCACGGGGCGCAGCAGGGCUGCAGGGCGCGCAGGGCGCGCAGGGCAGCAGCAAGGGCUGUAGCGGCAACAGCAAGGGCUGUAGCGGCAGCAGCAGGGCAGCAGGGCGCACAGGGCUGCAGGGCAGCAGGGCGCACAGGGCUGCAGGGCAGCAGGGCGCGCGGGGCGCGCAGGGCUGCAGGGCGCGCAGGGCGCACAGGGCUGCAGGGCGUGCGGGGCGCACAGGGCAGCAGGUCAGCAGGGCGCACAGGGCUGCAGGGCAGCAGGGCGCGCGGGGCAAACAGGGCAGCAGGGCGCACAGGGCUGCAGGGCAGCAGGGCGCACAGGGCUGCAGGGCAGCAGGGCGCACAGGGCUGCAGGGCAGCAGGGCGCGCGGGGCGCAGCAGGGCUGCAGGGCGCGCGGGGCGCGCAGGGCAGCAGCAAGGGCUGUAGCGGCAACAGCAAGGGCUGUAGCGGCAACAGCAAGGGCUGUAGCGGCAGCAGCAGGGCAGCAGGGCGCACAGGGCUGCAGGGCAGCAGGGCGCACAGGGCUGCAGGGCAGCAGGGCGCGUGGGGCGCGCAGGGCUGCAGGGCGCGCAUGGCGCGCAGGGCAGCAGGACAGCAGGGCGCGAGGGGCAAACAGGGCAGCAGGGCGCACAGGGCUGCAGAUCCCCUUCCCCCCACCGCUGCACCCGCAGCAGGGGGAUGGAGGAGAAAUCCCCUCCCCCCCACUGCUGCACCCGCAGCAGGGGGAUGGGGGGGGGGGGGGGGCUGAUGCUGCAAAUCCCCUCCCCCCACUGCUGCUGCAGAUCUCCCCCCCCCCACUGCUGCACCCGCAGCAGGGGGCCGCGGUUAGGGGCGGCAGGUCGCGAGGGGCCAUGGCUAGGGGCGACGGGGCCAUGGCUAGGGACGGGGCCAGGCACUGGGCAGGUACGGGGCCGGGUGCUGGGCUAGGGACGGGGCCGGGUGCUGGGCAGGUACGGGGCCGGGCGUUGGGCAGGUACGGGGCCGGGCGCUGGGCAGGAACGGGGCCGGGCGCUGGGCAGGUACGGGGCCGGGCGCUGGGCAGGUACGGGGCCGGGCGCUGGGCAGGUACGGGGCCGGGCACUGGCAAGAGACGGGGCCGGGCGCGGGCAGGGUACAUGGCCGGGCGCGGGCGAGGUACAGGGCCAGGCGCUGUCUAG
Molecule: messenger RNA, 1440 nt
Organism: Closterium sp. Naga37s-1
Lineage: Eukaryota; Viridiplantae; Streptophyta; Zygnematophyceae; Desmidiales; Closteriaceae
Source: the annotation of a GenBank genome assembly